UGUAAAAUUUGGUUUUCUUUGUCAAUUCUUGAAAUAACAAGAUGAGCACCUCCUCAAACGAAGCUAUGCAACAGGUUAAUAGAGUAAGCCGACGUGCAGGCAGCUUUCCAGGAUGGGUGGAUUGCUUUCUAAAAAAUAAAUUUUUCGACAAAUGUUCGAUCCAUAAUUUGCAAAAGAAUGACCUCAACCGGUACUGCAUCACUUGCAACGCAUCAACUUGUAGGUACUGUGUCGCCACCAGUCAUCACAAUGACCACAAGAUACUCACAAUUUAUAGGCAUGUCUACCAAGACGUUGUUCCUCUUAGCGAGAUGGAGAAUCAUAUUGAUUGCGCAAAAAUUCAGCCUUAUAAAUGUAAUAAGAAGUGGGUUGUAUCUUUGACUCCUCUGCCACACAAUGGCUCCGGUUCACUGAUUGAAGGGGAUGGAGCUUGCAAUGUUUGUAAAAGAAAGCUAACCGAUCCUGACCGCUUUCGCUUUUGUUCCAUUGCAUGCAAGGUUCAAGCGAUUUCAGGAAAGAGGAGUUUGAUUCGACGUCCGGAACCGGAAGUGGGGACAUCGGAAAGGAGGGAGCGCGGUGAGCAGGCGGAGAAUCAGAGAGGUCGCAAGCGCAGCAGGAAAGGAGUGCCUCAUAGGGCUCCUUUAUUCUAAUCCUGCAUGCUUUGUUCUAUGCUUUGUGUGAAACUUUUAUGACUAUUUGUGUUUCUAUCACUUUCUUUGUGCUUUAGUCUUAUGAAGAGCAAUGUGCCUUCUUGGUUUGUAUGCUAAGACCUAAAAGUAACAUUGAGUGAUGGAUUGAAAGGGGAAAUUGCAUUUUCGUUUCCUAG
Messenger RNA from Sesamum indicum (sesame), 826 nucleotides. RefSeq names its product protein RGF1 INDUCIBLE TRANSCRIPTION FACTOR 1-like. Lineage: Eukaryota; Viridiplantae; Streptophyta; Magnoliopsida; Lamiales; Pedaliaceae. Gene Ontology annotation, molecular function: zinc ion binding. The record is from RefSeq and is a predicted model, not a curated record.